CGGAUUCAGCCGACGACGGCGUGUACGCCGUACAGUGUGUACCUGUGCAGUGCAGUUACAGCGUGCGCGCGCUCGUACCCGCGGUCUGAAAAACUCGUCGUCAUUGAAUUUCGAAGACCACGCCGCGGUGAAUCAGCAUGACGAAGGCGCAAUGUUUUCGUCGUUAAAGUUUUCCACGCUGCGAUCGAAGAAACACGCGUCGCCGAAGCCGCAGCAGCAACGUACGACCGACGAGGAUACGGCGCAGCGGCACCGGAAGUCCACGAGCAAAUGUAAGGAGCCGACGCGUGAGCAGCAGCAGCGUCACCGAAGUUUCGCGGGGUCCGGGUUACUAGACAAGGUUUGUUCAACCCAGAAGACCAAAGAUCAACGAAUGGUAUCCAAGAACACGAUUUACGAGCCCAGCUGCUACGUAGAUCAAUAUCAAUAUGUGAAGCACAAAGUAAUUGACGUGUUCAUCGAACGAGAAGAUGGUAACCUUGGUAUAGUAUUGCGUGGCGGUGCACAUCCGGACCCAGAAAUGUGCAAACCGUUAACUGUAACACACGUCAGAUCCGACGGACCAGCCGACAGAGAAGGGACGAUUAAGGUCGGUGAUCAUCUAUUGGCCAUCGACGGUGUUUCGUUGAACGGUCUGACACUAGCAGACGCCGAUGCCGUACUCAGGCAGACGGACGGAGCGUGUCGGUUAACCAUAAGAUACCAAGUAUCCGCGGCGGACCGGGUCGGUAAUGCGGCUUGUCCCAUGUUGGUAGAAGUCGAAAGCCCGAGACCUCAUCAAUUAGGCUUGACUUUGACCAAUACAAUCAACAACAGUGCUGUGGUAGUUGACCAUGUGAAACCUGGUAGCAUUGCUGAACGGUGUGGUGCUAUAUUUCCGGGUGACCAGAUAGUGGCCGUCAACGAUACCAGAGUGGCUGGCCUAAGGACAGCGGCCAGUGAUGUGUACAAAUUGCUACGGACUUGCGGCGGCGUUCAACCAACCCUCAGACUAGAAAUAAUACCAGCAUUUACCUCGGAUUUUUCGCACACAGAAUACUGUUCGUCGUACGACUCUCGCCAACACCUGUACUCCGUGUACGAAGAUCCGGUAAUCGAACCGACCGUGGCCUGGGAACCCACGGAAUCACAGAACACGGUAAUGCGUGUUGAUUACACUAUACUGACAUUGGUAGCCGACGAAAACGGACGGUUUGGAAUGGACGUUCGGUCGAAUAACUUGGCUCUGGUCGUUUACUAUAUCGAGCCGGGAGGACCCGCCGACAGAACUGGUUGUGUGCAAGUGGGCGACCGUAUACUAUCCGUGAACGGAUGCAAGAGCACUAGUUUCGUGCCCUUGUACCAGCAACCUCUUCACGAGUUCUUAGGGCCCGAGGUGAAAAACGCUUGCAUCAAGGUAGAGUUCGAUAUCGCCGAUUCCGUUGUGCCCACGUCUGGAGAGUUUACCGUGAAAUUGGUGAAAAACGACUACAGGAGUCUUGGGAUCACGAUAACAGACGACGGAAACGGACAAGUGUGUAUUUCGGAGAUCGUGCCGGGCUCAAUAGCGCACCGAUCGGGCACGUUGAAAAUCGGCGACACGUUGUUGGCCGCGAACAACAAAUCGCUGAGCGACUGUACUAGACAGGAGGCGACUGACAUACUCCAGGAAGCCGGAGACGUGGUGACGUUGCGCGUGCGAACUUCCGGUGCCACGACAGACGAUUAUGAAAACGAAGACGAUUUAGUGCAAUAUACGGUGGAAUUGUACAAAAAAGGAGAACCUUUAGGUAUAACUAUUACUGGAUCGGAAGAUUCCCGGCUACCGAUUUCUAUUCAAGAACUAUCACCUGGUGGACUGGCCGACCGUACGGGCGCGAUACACGUGGGCGACCGGCUGCUGGCCAUCAACGGGGCCGAUCUGUCCGAGGCGCCGCUGUCCACGGCCAUAGCGCAGUUGCAGAACACGGACGACCGGGUGGUGAUCACGGUGUGCCGGCCGCAGCACCAGCAGCCGCAACGGCCGUUCUACACCAGCGUCGGGCUGCUGUCGACCACCGCGGACGACUCGGCCAUCGAGUCGGACACCACGCGGUCCGCGCCCAACCUGCACGAGCCGACGCCCGAACGGAUCGUGCUGCGGCACCGGUCCAAGAGCGCGCAGCGCAAGGUGCCCGAGUUCGACAGCGACUAUUUCGGCGGCACGCUCAGGCCGUACUACAUACGCGAGCACGCGGACUACGACGUGGACAGCAUAUUUAAGAUAGCCGAGAACCAGGACAGGGACGGGCUGCUGGAUUUCGACCUGUUCCAAGUCACCCUGUUCAAGGAUGCGGUGUACGAAGAUUUCGGUUUCAGCAUAUCGGACGGGCUGUACGAGAGAGGAGUGUUCGUUAACAACAUUCGAAAAGGCGGACCGGCCGAUUUGAGCGGCAUGUUGAAACGUUACGAUCGUAUAAUACAAGUGAACAACACUAGGACAGACGAUUCCGACUGUUGUCUGACAGUGCCACUGGUGGCGUCUGCCGGAGAUAAGAUAACUUUAACGGUGGAAAGACGACACAAUGCGUCGAGAAUUCAAUUUACUUGAGUAUGACAAUAUUAACGUGUUGCUGUCCAUGAAUUUAUCGAGUCGACUCGACGGAAGUACAUUUUUAAUUUUUUAGGACUGAAGCCUCGUUUUCUCUAUCUUCUGUAUUUUUAUUUUCUUAUUAUUAUUAUGCAAAACAAUGAUAUAAACAAUAAGCAAAUAAUCCAAUCCUAAUCAGUAUAUUAUACAACUAUUUAAGUUUUCGU
Molecule: messenger RNA, 2775 nt
Organism: Sipha flava (yellow sugarcane aphid)
Lineage: Eukaryota; Metazoa; Arthropoda; Insecta; Hemiptera; Aphididae
Product: glutamate receptor-interacting protein 2-like
Exons: 13
Coding region: 152-2569 (805 amino acids)
Biological process (GO): neurotransmitter receptor transport, endosome to postsynaptic membrane
Molecular function (GO): protein binding
Source: RefSeq, a predicted model, not a curated record